This is a messenger RNA of Ostertagia ostertagi, 285 nucleotides long. NCBI's taxonomy places the organism in Eukaryota, Metazoa, Nematoda, Chromadorea, Rhabditida, Trichostrongylidae. The record is from the annotation of a GenBank genome assembly.
AUGUUGGAGUCGAUUUCAACCCAUUCUACCCGUUUUGAAGCGCUUUUCUCGAGGAAUCUUUCUUUCGUGAUGGUGUUUUUACUUUAUGCUUUCCUAACGUUCACAAUCGUGUCGAGUGCUCCCACUGCUACCGUACCUCUCACUACCACCGUUCCUCACACCACGGCUGCUACAGUUGCUACAGCUGCUACAACCUACCGCAACCGUCACUACCGCCACAACUGUUACAACUGCCCGUCCUACUACUGUAGCUUCACCUCAAGCAGUCGUCGCCACGUCCACUGA